CACCCAUUAUCUCUUGCUCCUUUCGAAGCGAAAAACCAAAAUGAACCAACAAAACUCACUGCGGAAGGAACAGUGCCGCAUCCCAUCCCUGGUCUAGCAACCACUCGUUUCAAUGCAUUGUCAAAGAAAAUGUGGCGUCGUGCUAGAACAAUUCUUGUCCUCGGAUUCCUGGUGUUCGUGGAAACAACUGCAGUGGCCCCGGGAUCUACGGACAGCGUGAUGUCCCCGAUAACGUCGCAACCCUUGCUUUCCCAUCGCAUCGUUAGUAAUUCCCAUGGCGAAUACGUAUCUUUCGAUCCCAAUGCGACGGAGUACUGGUUUGAUGCAGUCAUUGACCACUUCAACUUUCGACCUACUGAACAAGGAACCUUUCCCCUUCGUUAUUUUGUCAACGACCAGUACUAUGCCAAUAGGAGUAGUCCGGUCAUUUUUUACGCUGGGAACGAAGCCCCAAUAACUCAGUUCCUAGAGAACAGCGGAUUCUUGUGGGAGGCCGCCAAGAAACUCCAGGGCAUGGUGGUUUUUGCAGAGCAUAGAUAUUAUGGAGAAUCUUUCCCUUUUGGUAUACCAGAGGCGGCCAUGACCCCCCAAAACAUCUCCUACCUAACAGUUGAGCAAGCCAUGGAAGAUUUCAAUACGCUCCAGAUCCAUAUUCGGAAAAAGUGGGGCAUGUUGCGCGACACAGCUUUUUUGGCAACGGGGGGGAGCUACGGCGGAAAUCUGGCGCUAUGGCUGCGACUGAAAAAUCCCAAUCUCUGGGCCGGCGCUCUUGCCAGUUCUGCGACACCGCUGAAGCAUUUGCUAAGAGAGUCCAACUCUUUUUCUAGGAUCGUGGCCGACGUAUACGGGAAUGUUUCCACUGCUUGCCCCGUCAAGAUACGCGAGGGAUGGUUCGAUCUCUUUGAGAACGUAAAGACCGAGGCGGGCCGAGAGAUUGUCAAAAACGAGCUGAAGCUGUGUCAUGUCCCUUCCCCGGAGGAAAUAAAACCCGAGAAUGUCGCAAGGGAAAUUUAUGGGUGGAUAUCGGGAGCACUCGAGACCAUGGUGCAAUACGGGUAUCCCUAUCCGACGGAGUUUUACAAUCCGGUGCCGGGAUAUCCAUUUCGGGUAGCGUGUGAAAAUCUGCUUUUGGAGCAAUCAUCGCUAGGAUCUCUCCGGGCAGCAGCGCAGGUAUACUACAACACCACGGGGCAAGCGGGAUCGUGUUUCGAUUGGUUGCCAUCCUCCUUAGCAAACAAGACUUUACAAACGAACCGUGGCCUUAUGAGACACGGACACAAACAGCGUCGUUUUGGCGAUGAGGACUUGGUUGGGACUGCUUGGGGUUACCAAUGCUGUACCGAAGUAUACCAACCAAUGCCAACCGAUGGUGUCACCGAUCUUGAACUUCCUUACCAACCAAACAAGACGGCUUAUUUUGAGAGAUGCCGAGAGCGUUGGGAUGGAGUGGAGCCACGCCCCGAUUGGGAGGAGAUGACCUUCAUGGGCGACAACAUUCAGGCUGGUUCCAAUAUUUUUUUGACCAGUGGCCAGCUGGACCCUUGGCGAGCAGCCGGAAUCCAAAGCCUCCCACGGAAUGCCGAUCCAGAGACCAUCGUGGUGCGGGUCAUCGAAAAUGGGGCACAUCAUUUGGAUCUACGAUCCUCUCACCCGCUGGAUCCCCCUUCCGUAACAAUGGUACGCCAGGAAGAAAUAAAAAAUUUCGAACGCUGGAUUCGGCAGUGGAGAUCGACGUACCCGUCCUACUCUGACGCGAAAGAGACUGGAGGGAAAACCAGCUUGCGAGGCGCGGUGGAGACUUAAAACGCUUGCAGUCAUCUAUUCACCUAGUGCAGAGGUCUAGGAAAGCAUUCGAAGGCACUCUGAGGGCGCGAUCUAGAAAACCUGUCUUUAUCGACUUGUGCGGUGGUCGUUUGUCCAAAACAAGAAUCUCUCAUUGAUACGUACAAGAGACGAUAGGGAGAGAAAUGAUUCGGAUAGAUCAGUGAGAACUUCAUAUAGUAAUUUUUAAAAUGCGUAUAUAAAGAAUUCAAAAUUGA
Messenger RNA from Pseudo-nitzschia multistriata, 2039 nucleotides. The record is from the annotation of a GenBank genome assembly. Lineage: Eukaryota; Bacillariophyta; Bacillariophyceae; Bacillariales; Bacillariaceae.